Tetrahymena thermophila SB210 is the source of this 225-nucleotide messenger RNA. RefSeq lists its product as hypothetical. Lineage: Eukaryota; Ciliophora; Oligohymenophorea; Hymenostomatida; Tetrahymenidae. The record is from RefSeq and is a predicted model, not a curated record. The transcript is spliced from 2 exons.
AUGACCUACAUUAAGAAGGAUUAGGAUUUCUCAUAAACAAUUUUGACAAUCCAUAAAGUAAUCAAGAAGGGUAUCCAGCAUAAUCUUUUUUUCAAAGCUAAAUCUCGAGGAUAAAUUUAAAUUGAUGGUUAAUAUUACUUCGGAUUUGAGUUUUUCAAUGACUAUAUUAGCGAUAAAUUAGAAUUUAUAGACUGUCAGGAAUUAGAUGAAUUCCCAAACAACUGA